CCCCCUCACUCACACACACACACACACACACACACACACACUCAGUGUAGAAUCGGCUAAACUGGACCCCAUUCACCACCAACCAUGAGGAUCAGGAUUCCAACGCGUCUGAGGUCCCCCGACCGGCUGACCUCCGUCCUGCUGCUGGAGCUGAUGGUCUCCUGGGCGCGGGCCGGAGCCCCGCCCCCGGUGGUGGUGUGUGCGGUGGGGGGGCGGGCCCUGCUCCCCUGCAGCUGGGAGGAGGGCGGGGCCCACGUGGAGUGGCGGAGCCGCGCGCCGCUGGAGACGGUCUACGAGAGGUGGGGCGAGCAGACGUGGGCGGCGCCCGGGUUCCAGGGUCGGCUGGCCAUGGAACCCGGGGCGCUGGCGGCGGGGGACUGCUCCCUGGAGCUGCUGGACGCCCAGCUGCUGGACGGCGGCGAGUACGACUCCUACGGGCUGCAGGGCGGCGGGCGGCUGGUCCGCCGCGUCCCGCUGCACAGCGUGCGCCUCAGCGUGCACGACCAUAAGCUCCAGAGGUCGGUGAGCGUUGGAGAGGACCUGACCCUGGAGCUCAUCACCCCCCAGGCCCAGAGGGUGGUGUUCCAGGAGAGGAACGGCUCCAGCUGGGGUCUGCUGUGGCAGAGAGGGGGGGCGGAGUCCCCCCGGCUGAGGAGGGUCCCGGGCCGGGAGGAGCUGGUGCUGACCCACCCCACCCCCGAGGACCAGGGCUUCUACAAGGUCCUGGACGGGCACGGGCUGGCCGUCAGCACCCUGCUGCUCAGCGUACGAGAGUCCCUCCCGGUACCAGAGCCCCACCAGGACUACAGGGAACACAACUCUCCUGUCGGCAGCACAGCUGUCGGGCCUCGCCCGCCCGGCUGUGUCCCUCUCUCUCUGCUCCUGUGGACGUGUGCGUUGGCCUGCGGGCUGACUCGGUCCUGAGAUGGACUGCUGUGUAGUUUGAACCAUGGAUACAUCUAUUCAUACGGUUCAUCUACGUCACGUUUUCUGGAACGCCGCCAUUUGCACGACCGAUCUUGCCCAGUAUGACCGCCCACACCGCUCAUCUGAGAGAGAGAGAGAUACAUUAUCGAUUUUAGGCUCCGAUCCUUAUUUGUUAUCCCUAGUUUUUUUUUAGUCCAUUAGUAUGCUUGCCUCAAAUCAAUCUUCAUGACAUAUAUACUUAUUUAGUCCACAACCCCUCCCCAUACAGUGGAGAUAUCUUGAAAGCUGGAUGGGUGAAGGACGCUAAAGUGAGGCACUUGGCCACCAAUAAUCUUUAUCUGAUAAGUUGAUAAGUUGAUAAGUUAAGUACUAUAUAUUUGUGACUUCUUGUGAACUGUUUGUGGUGGGUUACUAUCAUUGAUCGUUGAAAUCAGUCAUCAAAUCAUAGACGAUAAUUUCGCCGGGGACGCUUAGGACGAGUUUUCUUCAAGAUUCAUUUUGUACCCACAACAAGACCCGAUUUGAAUUAUUAUGGAUUAUUUUGGACAAUGAAUGAGGUAUUAAUACCAAUACUCUUUGGCUGGGACGAUGUCAACAUUGGGUAUAUAUAUCGUUUGUAAAUCCGUCAAGAUUUCAGCGAGAUGAGAGUUAAUAGCGUUUGUGCAGAUCACUGACUGACCAGAUUCCACCAGAAAGCGUGCCUGUGGUAAGAUGGCCACCUGUGAUGACGUUCUAGACGCUGCCGUAAGACAUCUAGUGUUCUGUAUGUAUCUAUGGUUUGAACCCUGUGUGUAGCCGUCUACUGACCAUGGCCGUGUGACUAGGUUGUGUUGUAGUUUCACUGGAUAUUCUUAACAAUGUUGAUGUAAAGUCUUUGUAGAACAGCUGAAGGGGUUCAGCCUCACUAAGCUGUUGUUACUGUCUCAAUAAAUGUCAAAUUAAUACA
Gadus morhua (Atlantic cod) is the source of this 1873-nucleotide messenger RNA. RefSeq lists its product as uncharacterized. The record is from RefSeq and is a predicted model, not a curated record. Bases 85 to 924 code for a protein of 279 amino acids. The transcript is spliced from 7 exons. NCBI's taxonomy places the organism in Eukaryota, Metazoa, Chordata, Actinopteri, Gadiformes, Gadidae.